Musca vetustissima is the source of this 3322-nucleotide messenger RNA. It is a transcript of the gene Nab2, whose product is annotated as zinc finger CCCH domain-containing protein 14. NCBI's taxonomy places the organism in Eukaryota, Metazoa, Arthropoda, Insecta, Diptera, Muscidae. The record is from RefSeq and is a predicted model, not a curated record. Gene Ontology annotation, molecular function: poly(A) binding; metal ion binding. Gene Ontology annotation, biological process: regulation of mRNA stability. Bases 12 to 3311 code for a protein of 1099 amino acids. The transcript has 6 exons. Gene Ontology annotation, cellular component: nucleus; cytoplasm.
AAAACCUCGAGAUGGAAAACUAUGGCAAUGAAAUAGGACAGAAAAUGAGAAGUGCCGUCAAGGCAAAACUACAAGAAUUGGGAACAGGAGGGUCUGCUGGGUACAUUGACGAUGAACUUCCGGACUAUGUUAUGAUUAUGGUUGCCAACAAGAGGAGCAAGCAGCAAAUGAUAUCGGAUCUCAACUUAUUUUUGGGCAGCCAAACAGAGCUUUUUGUAACCUGGCUUCACGAAGUUCUGCAAAAGCUGCAAGAAGUAACACUGCCGGCCAUAAGUGCCUCUUUAUCAAAAAAACGCAAGUCUUCACACAAAGAAGACACGACUACAACAACGUCUUCAUCAUCUAAAAAGGAAAAGAAACAAAUCAAAAAGGAAAAGAAUCCAGUUAAGAAAUCCAAGGAAACGGUUGAAAGUCCCGACAAAAAUAUUACCGGUAAAACAAGCAGUUCCAUUCGAGACAUAUUUGCCGAAGAGUUAUUGGAAAAGGCAAAGCAUGACAUCAGUGCUACAACUGAUAUCGCCCAGAAUAUUAAGAAGCAUAAACACAAGCCAGCAUUGGAGGAAGAUGAUAGCAAUUCUGAAAUACCAAGGGAAACGCAAGACUUUGACAUACCCACAAUAUCGGAGAUAUCUUCCACAACUGGAGCCGUGACCGCAAAGACAUCUGAAAAAGAACCCAAAAUCAUAUCGGGAAAUCGAGAGAAAGACUUGGCAGAAUUGGCGGAAAUUCAGAAAAAGAUUUACGCUGCUAAGAAGCAGUUAAAACAAAUCGGAGAAUUGGAUGACGAUGAGUACGAUGAAGACUUUAUUACCCUGCGAGAUGAUGAGAGUAGAGAAACUUUUAGCGAACCAGUAGACAGUCAAAGAACACCACCAACUAACUCACAACGCACUAAAGUUAAGAGUCCCAUUGUAUUCGAUAAGGAUGACAAGCAAAAAGGAAAAAAUAUCGAUCGGGAAGACGAUAAACGCAGUCGCUUUACACCGCCUUUUACAGCGUUGGCAGCUAACACUCGAAACAAUAGUCCUCCUAGGGACGAGGUGUCUGAGAAACCUAAGCGACCAGUACACGAACGUCUUGGUUUAAAAAGUCCAGGUACGUCUUCUAAGGACACAUCCCGUGAUAGAAGGAAAAACUUGCAAGAAAAAGAACUUUACGUGCCUGCUUUCCGCCGCAAAGAAAUGGAAAGGGAAAAGGCGCGUGAUGUGAACCGAGAUCUGAGCCGAGAAAGGCCGUACAGGGGACGGGAAAGGGACAGGGACUCUGACCGACGUACAGAAAGGUCUAGAGAAAGUGAUGGUAACCAGUCGAGAGGGCGAUCGCGAGUACGUAGGUCAGUUGAAGACAGGGACCGGAGACGAGGAACACCAGAGAAAAUUGAAAUACGAAGUUCUAGUCAAGUGGGAAAAAUAAGCACAACUACGCUUAGCAGCAGUUCCGAUCAGAAUUCGCCGGAUGCUAAUUCUUCGCGGAAUCGUAUUGGAUCGAGAGUAAUAGUCGCCCCUUCUAAAUUUAUGGAGCCCUCCGAUGAGGAGGACUUGACAGAGAAACCUGUGAAUUCGGUAAUCAAAAUUAAACCUCGAACUGCGGUGUCGCCCAGUAAGCAGGCUCCGAAAAAUUUGCUUUUGCGAGCUGUUGCUGAAGCACAAAAAUCCACUAUUCUGAAAAGACUCAAUACUUCAAAGCCAAAAAUAAGUGCACGCUUAGGCGACAAAGUUGUGCCGGAGCGCAGCACCAAGCUAUAUACAAAAUCAUUUAGGGACCGACGAAAGUCUACUGCAAGCGUGGGAGCAAUUUUUUCUCGUACAGCCCAGAAUUUAAUUGUUGAAGUAAAUGGAAGAUCUAAAGAAAGACACACUUCAAAUUUGGGAGAACACGCCGAUGAGGAAUAUAUACCGGAGAUCGUUUCUGAUAAGGGUGAAUCAGAUCCGGAUUUGGUGUAUGUGCCGCAAACUAUAAAACCACGCAAACCACUUGAUGACGAAGAAAAUUGGACCACAGCCGAUUCGGAUAGCUGCUACGAACAUAUAGAUUUAGUGGAGGCAGAACAGGACCAUCGUACUCCAGACCAAAAUACACAGUUCGUAGUCACGUUAAACGAAGAGAACACUUUCCCCAAGUUAAAGUGCCGUGGCAGUUCACGUUACUCGACAUCGCCACCGCCACAAGUUACGUCAUCUUCAAAUAUUGCCAAAGAUCGUGAAAAAUAUCCGGAACCAACUUCAACUUCCAAUUCGUAUUCGGGACGCAAAGCAAGCGUGAAGGGUAGGUUUUCCAGCAAAUCCUCGUCUCACGAUAACGAGUCUUCGCCAUUUGUGGCAGAGGGUAGCACAACGCCCCCAAGGCGUACAGAAUUGAUAGAAGUCUAUCGAAAACCAAAAGAAGUCAAGAAGAUUAUCAUAAAAAAUGAUUCCGAAGACGAUGAAAUGAGCCCAACAAAAAAGCGUUCCCCUGAACAAGAAAAUAGCAAAAAACACACAUCGAAAGAAUAUGAAAAAAAGUCGAAUACACCACCAUUGAAGUCGUCGGGUCGGCCAAAAGAAUCUCUAACACCAUCAAAGCGUAAACAUGCUCCAAUUAAAUUUGAUUUGGAUGCCGACCAUAAAGAUGCGAAGGAGAAAGAAAUUAAAAGGGAAGAUAGUCCAGUUCCAACCAAGAAACGGCGGUCACCAUCCAGAGACAGAGACCAGAGCAGAGAUAGAACUAGGGAUCGUGAACGGGCAACUUCCCACGAAAGGCGCGAGGAGAAACGGAAAAUAUCUAUACGAAAUAAUGAAGCAAAGAAAUAUGAAAAUGUACCCAGUUCAUUGAGCUCUGUUCCAGUAGAUUCGUCGGCCUAUCGCAAUAUCAAGCCCAAAGAAAGGUGCAAAUACCAUCCAAAUUGCACCAAGACUUUUUGCGAAUUCUACCAUCCGACGGCACCUUGCAAGUCGUUUCCAAACUGCAAAUAUGCCGACAAGUGUAUGUACUCGCACCCAAAAUGCAAAUACGAUUUGGCCUGUGUUAAUUUGGAUUGCAACUUUUCACACAGUGGACCAAGAAGUUCGAGUCUUCUUGAACCUACAGCUCCGCCACUUUCCUCUUCUGUGGUACCGGUACAAAAUUACAAAUCUAUAUCGUCGACUGUAGUUGCAGGACCUGUAUCAUCGACAACUUGCAAAUUUUUCCCCAAUUGCACCAAAUCUGCUUGUCCGUUCUAUCAUCCAAAACCAUGUCGCUAUGGCAAGAAUUGCAUAAACAAGUUGGAGUGUUUAUUCUAUCACCAUGAAGUACUCAGCAGCAGCAAAUUCAAAUGGGUGGCAUCCAACUGAACUGGGAAUAG